UUUCAAGUUCUCCUGAUGAUCGAUAAUUCGCUGACUAACACGGAACCAGUUCUUUUCUCUCUGUGUGCUGGGAUCCGCUGAUGGUAAGCCGGUGUCGUAUACGUGAGUUCUCCCAUCGAUCUGCGCAGAAAUUCCUACCUCCAAGUAUCACUAUUUUAUAUUACAUUCCUGGAUUCCGCACAGACAUUUAUUUAUCAUUGCUGCAUAUCGCUGGCGUCCGUUGACUAGGACAGGGAACCCGGGAUGCGAGUUUGAGACAAUAUUACGAAAGACUUUGCAGAAGUUGUGGACUAACAGUUAACAGCGAAACAAAAUGAAGCCAGCUUUGACUUAUUUGGUUGUGUUUGGAAUAUUUCUUACCUUUUUACACAAUUCCUAUGAGGAACAGAUUAAUAAAUCAGAUAAUGGUCCUCGUCCAGAUUUGAUAAACAUAGACGAAGGAUCCCAACAUUCCAAGGCGAGAGCUAAACCCGCCGAUAAUAUUGACAGAGAUGACGAAGACGGAGACGAUGAUGAAAUCGAUGGUUCCGGUUCCGGGUCAAGCGAGGUCAAACAAGAGACAACAACAUUAUAUCCAACGCAAUUCCCAGGUCCAGUUGUCAUGGAAACACCAGCAUCGUCAUCUUCCAUUGACGACAGAAAAAUCAAAGAAAUAAUUAUUCAAGAAAAAGGUUCGAAGCUCCUUAAAGAUGUUACAGAUAACAAUACGAAAGUGCUGGUUUAUGGCAACAAUGUUAUUACUGUGGUAUCCGACGAUGAUGGUGAUGAUAAGCAACCUUUGACCAAUAAAGACAAGAAAGUUGCAUCCAAUUUGUUGGCUGCAAAGAUUAAGGAAACUGGUUCAAAUCCAAAGCGACCACAGGAGAACCAUUCAGAACAAAGGGAGAGGAUUUGCAAAGCACUUGACUGUAAAUUUGGCGCAGAAUGUGUAGAGAAAGAGCCGUUAAAUUUUGAAUGUGUUUGUCCGGUUGGUACAUGCGCAGACGAAGAAGGAGCGGAAGUGUGUGGUUCUGAUGGGGUCACAUACAGGGGGUCAUGUCAGCUGGGGAUGGAGACCUGCAGACAACAGAAGAACAUCACAAUUGUCAAACAGAGAGGAUGUGAUGAAGAAAAUCCAGAAAUGUGUCCUAUGUUCCCAGUUCCUAAAUGGAGUCCGUGGUCUAUGUGGAUCCAGUCCGGAGCUUCAGAAUUCCGUUUCCGGGUGUGUCUUUCUCAAGAGCCCGGAAGUCCUGGGUGUGUCGGGAAGUCAAUUGAAGAGAGGUCGUGUAGAACUCGUCGCUUUGGAUACUGUCAGACAGCACUCGGAAAAACUGUUUCCAAACAAGAGCACAAAUGUGAUGGAACUGAUGUGAUCGACUAUACAAAAUUAGAUAUUCUGCUCCCUGAACUGAUGAAAGAAGAGUAUGAUUGUUUAUUUUCCCUCUACGAUACGUCGGAUUCUAAAUUUGUUCAUACCAACUGGACGCAUGCCCAGCUCAUUAACAAGGGAGACCCAGUGGUUUGGUGUGCGCAUAGAGGCAUGUUUAUCCCUUUCUCAUCGGGACACAAGAGGUGUACGCAAAAACUAACAGAUUUCUGCGCCAAACCCAAAUCAUGUGGAAAAAGAAGGAGGAAAGGCCUCAAAGACCGUGGUGACUUCAAGAAGAAGUGUUGGAAAAAGUUCCUCCUUGGAGAAAAUCUCCCUGCUGCUCUUCCAACUCACGACAAGUAUUUCAUUUGUCAACGAUUCGCAGACGACACCGAGUUUGCCCAGAUUUUUGGAACCAAGUCUAUGUACGGCACAAUAUACGACACGCGGAAUAAGAUCCCUUUGAUCUCCUUUGGUCGCUUUAACAGUCUGGGAGAUGAUUCCUGGCCAGCAGUAUCUUCUAUGAUCGAGAGAGGCCUCAAGAAAAUCGAACCGAUGGACCUUGGUCUUAAGAAGAAAAGAGAAUCUAAUGGAGUACAAUUUAUAGAGACAGCAGAUCUAACGUUUGAUCAGAGGUGUCAACUUGGAGAAUACCAAGCCCUAGAGUCUGAUUACAACAACCAACCAUACCAGCUUCAGUACUUGCUGGCCCCUGACAUAGCAGGGAGCGAAACUUCUGAUCGAAUAGCUACACUUUCGCUGACCAACUCUGUCCCUAUCCAUGCUUCGAUUUACAGCGCUUGGAAACAAGCAUUAGGCAGUGUACGAAAAUACUCAAUUGAUGUAUGUGGAGUAGUCAAUUUGGACGGAGGCGAAGAAAAUCAUCACAGAAGAAAGAAGAACGACUCCCCCGACAUGCAUAUUGUUGCUGGAGGUGUUCCAUCUACGAACAAUACCAUCGGAAAUGACGUAAAUGUUCCUGACGUCAUCUGGUUGGCCGGGUGUUGCGUGAGAGGCGGGGAAACUAAGUCAUUUGCUGUCUACGUCAGAAAUGUCCAAAAUGGACAAAUUAUAUCAGCCCCUGUUGAACAACUCGAGGUCCUUCUCUCCGAUCUCUACAAAUCGGAACCGACCGUUCGGCUAUUUCCGGCACUGAACGGAAUGUGUGCAGACUUGCAGAACGAUGUAUCGAAGUACGUCAUGGUAUGAAAAGUAUUGCUGAUGUUGUGAAUUAAAGACGUUAUUUAUUCGUUUUUCCGUCACAGUUUGGGAAUAAUACUCAUAGCUACAGAUUCAAAAUGGAGUUAUCAAGAAACAGUAAGUAUAAUAAGAUACGCCUUGACUAGCUAUCUUUAAUCAAACAGACUUGCAGGAUCGAAGAUUAAAAUGUUGCUACCUGCUAGGUUUAACAGAAGAAGUUAUAAAUAAGUUUCGUUUCAUUCCGACAAGUUAAAACAACUACCCAACAAAGCAAUAGAUUUCAUUUUGUAUCAUGUUCAUGCUCUGUAUGUAUCGUGUCAUAUUUGGUGUUUGAUAUUCUACAUCUACAGUCAAAUAGUUGAGUGUGUAAAAACUCUCUAUAAAGUAUUCUAAUGAACAAUGAUGAAGACUCGCAAUAUCUGUUUUUAUGUAGAGCGAAUGGUACAGAAUCUUUAGCACAUUUGUGCCCAAUUUUCUUUUCAAUUUUUAUUGAUGAAAUAAAUGUAAAUGAGGACCAAGAAAGAGGGAUAAAAACUGUGAAAUACAUGUACUAUGACUAAGUUAGUUACUGACAAUUUUCGUUCUUUAUCGCCAUUUCUGGGAUGAUUUUUCUUCGUGGUUCAUAAAGGGUAACUGCGUUUACUGCUUUCGUGUACAGUUUCCUCUAUUUGAAUAGAUCAUGCUUUUGUCAUUGUAAGUUAUUUUGACGUCGAUAGUUUUUAUCCCUUGCAUUCUAUGUCUAUAACAAAAUUCAAUCGCAUCAUGAAGCUGUACAUAAUGAAUACAACCUCAUAAUGAAGUUCACAAGUGUUUUAUGCUUAUAACCUGCAUACAUCUUCGUAUGAAAUCAUUUAAAAACCCUCAACAGUUCGAUCACAAAAUGAAAAAUAAUAAACAUUAAUUAUAAUACUGCAGUAACCAAAAAUGACGGACCAAUCAUUUUAUACCAAAAACUUGUCUUGAAAAUCUUGACAAUUUAGAAUAGAUCUUUAUUGGUUCAAGUUAUAGCUUAUAAGCAAACUUGUGUUUCAGUGUUCUUAGUAAAUAGUGAACCUUUUGAAGGUGUCUAAUAGAAUAUAUAGCAAUAUAUAAUCUUGUCCAAUGCUGAACAUUUCUUAUGUAUCAAAAAAUUAGCUUUAGCAACCAUGUUGUUAUCCAAUUCAUGUAUUUAUCUAUUAAAUUUAAGUGUACAUGUAUAUAACUACUGUAUUAUUUGUCAUGUAUUGUUAACAUUCUAUUCCAUUUGUUCUCAUUCCAUAUUCUGUUCGUGUUAUUGCUGAAUAAAAUUGGUUUUCUUUC
Messenger RNA from Magallana angulata, 3847 nucleotides. RefSeq lists its product as uncharacterized. Lineage: Eukaryota; Metazoa; Mollusca; Bivalvia; Ostreida; Ostreidae. The record is from RefSeq and is a predicted model, not a curated record. Gene Ontology annotation, molecular function: protein binding. Bases 314 to 2557 code for a protein of 747 amino acids. The transcript has 12 exons.